AUUCUAAUAAAAACGCUGUGAUCGUGAAGUCGGUUUACAAUUCGCAGUUGAACUAUUGUUAUCACUUUGAAAUUGAUCGUUCAACAAGACACUAUUAGUUUUUUAUAAAAACCGCCCGACAACAUAACGAACGAAACACAGUGAAAAAAAUCUUUAACAAUAAAUCUUGAAAUAGUGCUCUCUGCUAACAUUAUCGCAAAAUUUUCAAGAUAAAGUGUAAAAAAAUCACAUAAAAACUGCCAACAAAAACUUAGAAGAAAAAAAAAAUCAUGAUUUUCUUAACAUCGAUCGUUCUAUUGGGUGUGUCAGUGAUAUUUUGUCUAUGGAUUGAGAUUCGAAAGUGGUACUUGAAUCGAACAAAACUACGAGCAUAUUCAAAAUUGAAAGAGGUGCCAAUUUUAGGAAUCGGUGGUCGUUUCAUCGGUCUAGACAAUGAAAAAUCAAUGCAAUCCAUUGAUCAAUUAUUUUACGAAAAAGAGCAACCGUUUGCCGCAUGGUUUGGACCAACACUUGCCAUUGGUAUCGAUAGUCCGGAAGAUAUGUUCACCGUAUUGAAUGCUGAUCAAUGUUUGGACAAACCAUAUUUAUACUCACAUUUACGAAAUGAAACGGGGCUUUUUUCAUCACCAAAAGAGCUAUGGAAACAGCAUCGCCGGGCAUUGAAUCCAACAUUCAGUACGAAAAUAAUGAACACAUUUAUACCGACAUUCAAUCGAAAGGCUGGCAUAUUGGUGGAGCGUUUAGAACGUAACAUUGGUACAAAGUUUGAUAUUUAUCGGCCAAUAUUUAAGGCGCUCACCGAUUCAAUAAUGAACACCGGUUUGGGCAUGAAUUGGGAGUUACAAACAAAACGUGGCGACGAUUUACAUGACAUGUUCAUGGAAAUUAUGAGUUCGUUUCAGAGUCGAGUCGUACGAUUUUGGUUGAAAUGGGAUUUCGUGUACAAUUUGACAAAAGCGUGUAAACGUGAGCUGUUGUUGCUCGAGCAGGGGUCAGUCGAAAAUCCAUAGUUUGUGGUACUAUUGUA
Molecule: messenger RNA, 1027 nt
Organism: Contarinia nasturtii (swede midge)
Lineage: Eukaryota; Metazoa; Arthropoda; Insecta; Diptera; Cecidomyiidae
Product: probable cytochrome P450 313b1
Exons: 1
Coding region: 270-1010 (246 amino acids)
Molecular function (GO): heme binding; iron ion binding; monooxygenase activity
Source: RefSeq, a predicted model, not a curated record